Messenger RNA from Magnolia sinica, 2326 nucleotides. Its product is annotated as probable methyltransferase PMT21. Gene Ontology annotation, cellular component: cytoplasm; endosome; trans-Golgi network. Gene Ontology annotation, molecular function: methyltransferase activity. The record is from RefSeq and is a predicted model, not a curated record. The coding region runs from base 243 to 2039 and encodes 598 amino acids. NCBI's taxonomy places the organism in Eukaryota, Viridiplantae, Streptophyta, Magnoliopsida, Magnoliales, Magnoliaceae. The transcript has 8 exons.
GCUUAAUCCCCUCUGCACCUCAAAUGCGAGCGGUAAAAAAACAGAGACGAGGGGAAAUAAGAGAGAGAGAGAGAUGGCGGGUUAGAAAUCUGCGUUAUUUAAAGGGCCUUUUUUGAGAUCUCUUUUCCAGACGAAAUCGGCGUUUACGAGACCUAGAAAUCCCGUCCCAAGGGAGGGUUAGAUCUCUUUCUCAUUUAGGAAGAAACCCCAGUCCAGAGGAGGUAUUUAAAUAUUAGAAAAAGAUGAAGAGUAAAGAUCACAGGCCAGAUCAUCCUGACAAAAGUUCAAGGCUUGUCCCAAUGAGUAUACUGUUUAUAGUGUUAUGUGGAUUUUCAUUCUAUCUCGGUGGCAUUUUCUGCAAUGAGAGGAACAUACUCCACAUGAAUGAUGCUAGGCGGCCAGUCCAAACUCCAAAGGAGGUCACAACUGUUUCACUUCAUGUUCAACCCGUUGCUUUUCCUGAGUGUGGCAGUGACUAUCAAGACUACACACCAUGCACGGACCCACAGAGAUGGAAGAAGUAUCAGCGUCACAGGCUUAGUUUUUUGGAACGCCACUGCCCUCCAAUCUUUGAAAGGAAAGAAUGCUUAGUUCCCCCGCCUGAUGGGUACAAGUCACCAAUCAGAUGGCCAACUAGCAAAAACGAAUGUUGGUAUAGAAAUGUUCCGUAUGAUUGGAUUAACAGCCAGAAAUCCAACCAAAACUGGCUGCGGAAAUCAGGGGAGAAGUUCCUCUUUCCUGGUGGAGGUACCAUGUUUCCUAAAGGCGUCAGUGCGUAUGUUGAUUUGAUGCAAGAUUUGAUUCCUGGCAUGAAAGAUGGGUCCAUCCGAACUGCCAUCGACACAGGAUGUGGGGUUGCAAGUUGGGGAGGUGAUUUAUUAGACCGUGGAAUUUUAACUAUUUCUCUUGCGCCGAGAGACAAUCACGAGGCUCAAGUUCAAUUUGCACUUGAACGUGGGAUUCCAGCAAUCUUGGGAAUCAUUUCUACGCAGCGCCUUCCUUUCUCCUCCAAUUCGUUUGAUAUGGCCCACUGCUCUAGAUGCCUUAUACCAUGGACAGAAUUUGGUGGAAUUUAUCUCAUGGAGAUACAACGCAUACUUCGGCCAGGUGGCUUCUGGGUCCUCUCCGGUCCGCCAGUGAACUACCAGCGCCGCUGGAAAGGAUGGGACACGACUAUUGAAGAGCAGAAGUCAGAUUAUGACAAGUUACAGAUGCUGCUAACAAGCAUGUGCUUCAAAUUAUACGAUCAAAAGGAUGACAUAGCCGUGUGGCAAAAAUCUUCAGACAGCAGCUGUUAUGAUCAGCGUGGCCCGCCUGAUGUCUACCCACCAAAUUGUGAUGACAGCACAGAACCUGAUGCAGCAUGGUACACGCCACUCCGCUCUUGCCUGGUUGUUCCAAACCCGAAUCUCAAAAAAUCGGGAGUGGGUUCUAUUCCAAACUGGCCCGAGCGGUUACAUGUCACUCCUGAGCGCAUUUCGACAGUUCCUGGUGGGAACCCCAACGCAUUCAAGCAUGAUAACAGUAAAUGGAAGGCGAGGGUGAAGCAUUACAAGACCUUGUUGCCUGCGCUUGGAACUGAUGAGAUAAGAAAUGUCAUGGACAUGAAUACAGCUUAUGGAGGUUUAGCUGCUGCGCUUAUUGAUGAUCCUCUAUGGGUCAUGAAUGUGGUCUCUUCCUAUGGUGCGAAUUCGCUGGCUGUGGUCUAUGACCGGGGAUUGAUCGGAACUUACCAUGAUUGGUGUGAGCCAUUCUCAACGUAUCCUAGGACAUAUGAUCUUUUGCAUCUUGAUGGCCUCUUUACUUCUGAAAGUCAAAGGUGUGACAUGAAAUACGUGCUCCUUGAGAUGGAUCGUAUCCUACGUCCCAAUGGGUAUGCCAUUAUCCGUGAGUCUAGCUAUUUUAUGAAUGCCAUAUCUACCACUGCCAAAGGGUUGAGGUGGAAUUGCCAGAAACAAAACACUGAAUAUGAGACGCAGAAGGAGAAGAUUUUGAUCUGCCAGAAGAAGCUUUGGUACGCUAAGAAGCAGAGCCUAUGAUGAAAAGCUGAAGAAAAUGGAACGUCUAAGAGUUUCUUAUAGAAAACUGGCAUGGCUGAACAUCUUCAGAACUUCAAGAAGAGAAGAUGGGAAGCCUUCUUCGUUGGAUGGGCCGGGCCACAGCUUCCCCAUCCCGAAAAUCUGUGAGUUUUUAGGAUCCUUUUAAUUUAAUGGCGCUGUAGGUUCUUGAUUCAUUAAAUUUUGUUGUUCUUAUAUAUUCUUUAUAUGAUGUCAUCCAAUGGCUGGGAUGUUGACAUCGGUUUGGUUGUAGCUUGAUUUUCUUACUA